UCAGAGGCUGAAUACAAGCUGCCAGCUCUGGAUUACUUUCAUUUCCUCCUCCUUCCCUUCAACAAUGGCAGCUGCUGAACUGAGAAACGAGCUGAACUGCUCCAUCUGCCUGAGUGUGUAUGAAGACCCUGUAAUUCUGAGAUGUGGACACAACUUCUGUUCCACCUGUAUAGGAAAUGUAUUGUCCUCACAAGAAGGAUCUGGAGGUUAUUCCUGUCCGGAAUGCAGGAUGCAGUUUGAGGAGCGACCUGAGCUACAGAAAAAUAUUGUAUUAAGGAAUGUCGCAGAGCGUUUCCAGUCUACUCAUCCCGAGGAGGAACUUGGCGGAAUCUUGUGUACUUACUGCAUUAACUCUUCAACACCUGCGGUCAAGACCUGCGUCCUUUGUGAGGCUUCUCUGUGCGAGGGUCACAUCAAAGUGCACAAUAAAUCACCAGAACAUGUGCUGAUUGAGCCCACCACUUACUUGGAGAACAGAAAAUGUUCCCAACACAAGAAGAUCUUGGAGUUCUAUUGCUGUGAGGACUCUGUCUGUAUCUGUGUCUCCUGUAGAUUGGAUGGAACACACAAGGGGCACCAGGUUGAGUUGAUCGAAGAUGCUUUUGAGAAGAAGAGAGAAAAGUUGAGGAAUGUUCUUGGGGAUUUGUCCUCACAUAAAGCGGAGGUCAGAAGAAGGAUCCAGACUCUUCUGGGGCACAAGGACAAAGUGAAGAGGAAAGCAGCUACUUUUAACAAGAAAGUCACAAACUUGUUUGCGGACGUCCAUAAAAAGUUGGAGGCUCUUGAGAAGCGGAUCCUCGAUGAGAGUCACAGGCAAGAAGAGGAAGCUACAAACUCCGUAACUGACCUCAUCCAGCAUCUGGAAGCUGAAAUAGAUGAAUUCUCCAAUAAGAUAAUAAUGGCCGAGAAGCUCUACAACAUAACGGAUCCGCUAAAUGUUUUAGAAGACGAUAUGAAGGGUCAUAAAGACUUGAAGGGAACAAGAGAGGGAAACGAUGUGAAAGAUCUCCAUGAAGGACCAACUUUCACAUCAUUGCUGAAGGGUUUGUAUGAUAUUGUAAAUCAAGUGAGGUCGGAUACAUUGGAGACUUAUUCAGACAUCGUACUAGAAGCAGAUACAGCUGGGAAUAGUUUGAAUGUGUCUAAAGACUUAAAAACCGUGUCUUACACAGAAAUAAGCAAUAAUUACCCAACAAAUCCAAGAAGAUUUGAUCUUAAUCAGGUUUUAAGUAAAACUAGUUUUUCAUCAGGACGACAUUACUGGGAAGUGCAGACAAGUAAAGCAGGUAGCUGGAGGAUAGGGGUCGCCUAUACAAGUAUAGAUACCAAAGAUCGACGUACCAUUGGAAAUAAUAAGAAGUCUUGGAUUUUUCGAAGGCUGGAUGACAAGUAUUUUGUUUUGCAUGAUGACAAUGAAAUUGGUUUAAAGCAAACAUUUUCCAGCCUCAGUUUUGGGGUAUAUCUGGAUUAUGAGGAAGGCCGGCUCUCCUUUUAUGAACUGAGUGAUCCGGUCAGACACAUAUAUACCUUUCGUACCACUUUCACAGAACCCCUUCAUGCCGCAUUUCUAGUAAAUAGAAGUUCUGUGACAAUCAUGAACAUGCCACACUGACAACUAUCUAGGGCAGGGAUAAGCAAUUAGUGGACCUCCAGCUGUUGCAGAACUACAACCCCCAUGAGGCAUAGCAAG
Molecule: messenger RNA, 1690 nt
Organism: Rana temporaria (common frog)
Lineage: Eukaryota; Metazoa; Chordata; Amphibia; Anura; Ranidae
Product: nuclear factor 7, ovary-like
Exons: 1
Coding region: 65-1612 (515 amino acids)
Molecular function (GO): protein binding; zinc ion binding
Source: RefSeq, a predicted model, not a curated record